AAACCAGUAAAAAACAUAAUCUUGUAUCUAUUUGAAUUAGAAGUGCUGUCCUACACCUUUUAUGUUCUGAGGACAGCAAGUAACACCAUCCCCUUUCAGCUGUAGCUGCCUGUGAUGGCACCUCUGCAGCAGGUAGGAGGGAUUUGUGCUGUACCCAUUCUCUCCAGGAACAGAAGGCCUUUGGAUGAUCUAGUAAUUGGGAACUAGCAUUGAGUAAACUGAAUUCUCUUAAAAUUGGAAGGAAGGGAAGAGGAGGAAGAAAAUGAGAUGAAUCUGGGUAAACAUCACACAAUAGAAUUAAUGACAGGCAGGCACAGGAUGCAGCUGAAGCCCAGCCUCUGGAUCCCUAACUCAUCACAUGCUGCUGGAAAACACCAGGCGAGCAGAGGGGAAAGAGGCUGAAGUUACUCUCCCACACACAUUUCAACAGGAGCAUUCAGACCAAAUCAGCUUGUAUAAGAAGAUGUGUUAAGCAGUUUAUUCUCUUGGCAGAGAUUCAAGUAGCCUAUUUCUGAAGAAUGGCAUUGAGUGACCUCCUUUACCCAGAUAAUCCCAAGAGAAAGCAAGAACUGAUCCAUCUGCAUCAGGAAUUGCUUGACUGUAUGUCCACUAAUUUCCAUGCAACAAACGAGCUGGUUGGAGUGCUGAAUGAGCACCUGGGCUGCACCAUUACCCCCAUUGAGAUGAGAGAGAGCAGUACAGUCAAGGAAAACUGUGAGAACAUCAUUCAAGUGAUGAGUGAGAUUCAGCACCAGGUGCAGAAGAUUGACAGUGACAUGAAGGACAAGCUCGAGCCAGUGCUGUACCAGAAGCUAUAUGAUAUCAAAGAGCCCGAGCUGGAGAAAAUUGCAAUAGCCCAGAGAGUUUUUUCCAUAAUUUUUGGAGAAGCAACUUCAACAGCUGCAAUGGUAGCUAUCAAACUUCUUGGCUCCAAUCAUUUAACUCUCACUGUGAGCAAGCUCAUCGGUGUCCUUGCGCAGAUUGGGGCCUCUGUUCUUGGGGGAGUUAGCAUCACCAUCAUUGGGCUGGGCCUGGAGAUGAUUCUCCACGCCAUCCUGGGAGCUGUGGAGAGGAGCCAGCUUCUGACAGCUGUGAGGAGCUAUGAGAAGCACCUGGCUGAGUUUAAAGCAGCCUCAGAAAAGUACCAGCGUGCCAUACAUGAAGUGACUUCUUUGGUGAGACAGCAAGUUCAGUAAAUGAAGGUGGAGUUCUCUCUCCUGCUGUCACAGCAGCUGCAGCAGCUUAUGCCUGCAGAAACCUUUUUGAUUCAUUAUGACAAAUGAACUACUGAUGGCUUUUUAUUUUCUUUUUUGUGGCAGCAGAACAAGAAAAGCGACAGUUCAGGAAAUACAUUAAUAGAGAACUGGUUUACAGGUGUUUUGGGGGGCAGUGUUUCAAGUACUUUGCACCUUUCCUUAAGCUUAUUUUCUGGGAAGCACUGUAGGUAACCUUGAACUGUAAUUCAUACUGGAGACAAUAAUACAGACUGCUGGACUGGUAGUGGUGAGAAGGUGUGUUUCUGUAUCAAAGAUGACAACACAAAGGGAGAAAACAAUUUCAACAAGGCAAAGCAUGUGGAGGCUUUAUGAAGACAUCUGUGGUUGCUAAACCCUUACUGUGGUUUAGUGCUUAAUCUGAUAGACUGAAUUCAAUUACAAGAACUAGCUGAAGCAUAUUUAACUGCUAUUUUCUGCCUUCCUAAGGAGCCAGCAAGAGAUCUUCUUUAAAUAAACUCUAAUCCCAGUAGAUUGGCAGGUAAGAGAAGCCUGGGCCUACAUGCAAACAGACACAACCUUGCUCCACCACUGAGAGAAACCAGCUGCUGCAUUCUGGGUGUACCUGGCCAUGAAUAACCUCUUGUGCUUGUGAUGCUCUGCUCCUGCCAACUCACGUAUAAAAAUUUCUGUGCAAAGUUGCUCUUUUGUUGAUUGGAGUGGGAUUAUACACAUGUACAAGUGCCUGUAGGAUUGCAGCCCUAUUAAACUAAAGUUAUUUUCAAGUCUUUACCUGAUCCCACCAAUGUGGGACUGCCAAGAAUAUGCUCAGAUUCUGCAUUUCACAAUAUGCUACCAACUGUUCUUAUUUUUUAGAUUUUAAAACCAAAGCUGGGAGCAAGAACAUUAUUUGUAGUGUCUUGCUGUGAUUUGCUGUGAAUUGUUUUUUCUUGAUCU
Melospiza melodia melodia is the source of this 2171-nucleotide messenger RNA. RefSeq names its product single-pass membrane protein with coiled-coil domains 3 (gene SMCO3). Bases 519 to 1196 code for a protein of 225 amino acids. The transcript is spliced from 3 exons. Gene Ontology annotation, molecular function: NAD+ poly-ADP-ribosyltransferase activity; NAD+-protein-arginine ADP-ribosyltransferase activity. The record is from RefSeq and is a predicted model, not a curated record. Lineage: Eukaryota; Metazoa; Chordata; Aves; Passeriformes; Passerellidae.